UUUUGACAGCAGCAGAGUUGUUUAGGAGACAAACAAGGACGUGUUGAAGGGGACAAUUCUUUCCCUCCUUGUUCCACUCGAACUCGCACUGACAGCUUCUCAACGCACGGCUGUUUCUGACGGGAUGUCGGUUUCUGAUCGGGCUGUCCAUUGUAAGUCUGAUGAAUGAUCCUCCCCCUAGUCCCGUCCUCCGUCAUGGUCGACAUGGAGAGCCACUGCCGGCCUCCGUCCCCCCUAGAGGAUUCGGUGCUGGGCAGCCCGCUGUGUGGGGACUUCAUCGGGGGCAUGGAGGAGCUGCAGGACAUCUCCCAAUCCAUCCACGGUGAUGCCCACAGCUCCUUUGACGUCCCUGAGUACCAGUCCCAGUCGAGUAACGGCUCUGGCUCUGAAGGAUCCACCAUUCUAGAUGCUCUGACCCCAGCCUCCAGCCCAUCAUCGGGAGUGUAUGGGGCGGUUGCAGGGCAGGAAGAGUUCUCCUCCACCUCGCUCAACCUGGAGUGUCGGGUGUGUGCCGACCGCGCCUCCGGAUACCACUAUGGAGUUCACGCCUGUGAGGGCUGCAAGGGUUUCUUUCGACGGACCAUCCGCCUCAAGCUGGAAUAUGACAAGUGUGAACGCCGAUGUAAGAUCCUGAAGAAAAACCGGAACAAGUGCCAAUACUGCCGCUUCCAGAAGUGCCUGUCUGUGGGCAUGUCCCACAAUGCGAUCCGUUUUGGUCGGAUGCCCCAGUCAGAGAAGCUGAAGCUCAAGGCAGAGAUCCAGACGGGGGACAGGGAGGUGGAGGACCCCGAGCAAGCCGACCAGAAGACCCUGGCCAGGCACAUCUAUGAGGCCUACCUCAAAAACUUCAACAUGAACAAGGCCAAAGCCCGGACCAUCCUCACCGGAAAGACCAGCACUCCACCAUUUGUCAUCCACGACAUGGAUACCCUCCAGCUGGCAGAGCAGACCCUCGUUGCCAAGAUGGUGGGCACGGCUGGGGGCCAUCUGCUGGAGAAGGAGGCUGAGGUCCGCAUCUUCCACUGCUGCCAGUGCACCUCCGUGGAGACAGUCACAGAGCUGACUGAGUUCGCCAAGUCUGUCCCCGGCUUCUCCAGCCUGGACCUGAACGACCAGGUGACUCUGCUGAAGUAUGGAGUGUACGAGGCGCUGUUCGCCCUGCUGGCCUCAUGUAUGAACAAGGACGGCCUCCUGGUGGCCUAUGGAUCGGGCUUCAUCACUAGGGAGUUUCUCAAGAGUCUGAGGAGGCCCUUCAGCGACAUGAUGGAACCCAAGUUCCAGUUCGCCAUGAAGUUCAACGGGCUGGAGCUGGAUGACAGUGACCUGGCCCUGUUUGUGGCCGCCAUCAUCUGCUGUGGAGACCGUCCCGGCCUGGUGAAUGUUGGCCACAUUGAGCGCAUGCAGGAGAACAUUGUUCAGGUGCUGCGGCUCCACCUGCUGGCCAACCACCCAGACGACACCUUCCUCUUCCCCAAGCUGCUGCAGAAACUCUCCGACCUCCGGCAGCUGGUCACCGAGCACGCUCAGUUGGUCCAGGAGAUCAAGAAAACAGAGGACAUGUCACUCCACCCCUUGCUGCAGGAGAUCUACAGAGACAUGUACUGAGACACUGAGCCCAGAAAGGAGGGUGAGGGCUGUGUCACACACCCACCUCACCCUCCAUCUUGGGGACAUGUACUGAGUCUAGAAAGGAGGUUGCCCUCCAUUUUGGGGACACGUGCGUGAACAGUCUCUCUGAAUAGUCCCACCAUGAAAGGAUUGAACCACUGGACCCCCAGAUGCAGGGUUGCUCAUCUUUCAGACAGGACCGGUCAGGACAAUAGGACUAUAUUCUGGGCACCUGUAGUGGGGUCCACUACCCCCACAGGGACCUAUAUGGCCAUAUUACCUGUGUGGAUGGGCAAUAUGAAGAUGAACUGAGUGUCCUGUUCCAGUGUUUGUCCUAACUAGAGAACAUGUAUUGGUCUGGGUUUAGACACCUUUGGCCAACGUCAGAAAUAAGUACACGGAUCAAAUAAUCAAUUGCUUGUUUAGAUAACAGUGGCUGUGUUUAGACAGGCAGCCCAAUUCUGAUAUUUCUUUCACUAAUUGGUCUUUUGACCAAUCAGAUCAGCUCUGAAAAAGAUCUGAUAUGAAAAGAUCUGAUGUGACUGGUCAAAAGACCAAUUAGUGGGAAAAAGAUAAGAAUUGGGCUGCCUGUCUAAAUGCAGCAUAUGAUUCAGUCAGACUAUAGCCACAAGAGUCCCUGCUAGAGGGCAUCCCUUUCAUAUACGGUACACACAUCUCUGACAUAAUCAGGCCCUUGAGUGAUGAACAGCAGGAUGUAUUGACAGAAUCACCACUCCAGCAGUAUCUUUAUAACUAUGUCAUUUUGUAACGAACUUCAGAGUGAGAGAAAAUAAUGAUAAUGUUGCACACCUAUUUUGCAGUAAAGACACCCAAGCGACUUCAAUGCCGAAUACAGACUUCAGAUGUGAGUGACUGUGUCUCACUGUAAGGCAGCUUUUUAGCGAUUGGAUGUUCUCCCCCAGUGAGGUUAUGGGAUUGCAUGGUCAAUAAGGUCCUCCUGAGUGUCUGUCUCUCUCACUGCCGGUGUGUGUGUCUCUCCUAUAUUCAGUUUCCUAACACUGUACCAGGUUACUGUCCCUCGGAUCUGGCUGCAGCAGCUCAAAAUCCAACUCACAGUACAAGUAAAUGUAACAUAUUGCUUAAUUCAUUUGGGGAAACCUCUCCUGUGUGUUUCUAAGCUCUUGCUCCUGCUUAGGCUAUAACUUAUCAUGUCUAAGAAAUUUGGAUUCCUCUGGGGGGAAAAAAUGACUUUAGCUAUAAAUGUUAAUUUAACAUUUGCAUAUUUGCUAAUCUUAUCAUGAAUGAGGCUACAGAGUUUCAGAAAGUGCUCCCCAUAUAUCCCACUGAGUUUUUAGUCCUUUGCUCUUUUGGGCAAAGACCCACAGCCUCAGUUGGAGGGACCCAUUAUUGGCUGCCACAGGUCUCCGUUGUUCAAACGUCAGUUACUCAUCAGUCAUAUUUCGACCGAGAAUACACUAUGUGCUUUUUAGUGAUGGUUUUCACAUACCUUGCCCUUCAUCUCAUUUUCCUCUCCUAUCUAGACCAAACUCAUGGAGGCUUUGGUGUGCAUUAUAUUCAUUUUAUAAAAACAUGGUGAAGCUCAAUGAUUUCAAAGAUUUUUCAUUUUCAAUACUUUCACAAACAAAAGUAAACAAACUACCAUGUCAAUAGUGUUCCCCCCACCGUUCAGAACAUGGCUCCAUCAGGACAUUUGUUUGUAAGUGGUUUGAUUUAAUUCAAAACAGACUGAUUUGGAAAUGACCAAUCAGAGAUUCACUGUGUAAAUGCACCCACAACGCAACACUAAAGCAGUGUGCUUACGCGAUAUGAUAUAAGACUCUUUUAUAUACUGUAAUAUUUGGCACUCCAUCUUGUUUUGUAUACUGGUAUUAAAGGGCUAAUAUGACUUCAAACUAUAUUAAAACCUUAACAAAGGCAGAUUGAGAGCAGAUUUACAGCAUUUUAAGCCAUUAACUAGACAGCCUUCUCUCUCUCUCUCUCUCUCUCUCUCUCUCUCUCUCUCUCUCUCUCUCUCUCUCUCUCUCUCUCUCUCUCUGUCUCUCUCUCUCUGUCUCUCUCUCUCUCUCUCUCUCUCUCGUUCUGUAAUUACUCCGUAGACUAGGGUUCAGUGGUAGUUUGUUUUAUCUAGUAGAGAUGAAAUACUAAAGCUGCCUCAUCAAACCAGCCAUCAAUCCUUCCCAGAACUGUUGAGAAUGUUUCAAAGACAGAAUGAAAUGAUCUUUCCUGUGUGCAUGCUUUUCUAAUGGAAAGGAUAUACAAUACCUGUGUGUAUUUUUCGUGAGGGAAUGUUUUUUGUUCUUUGCUUACUGAAGCAAAUUCUCAUGAAUCCACAAAUCAAUGUUUUUUAUUGGUGUAAUGGACCUAGCUUCCCUCUCUGCAACACGUUCUAUUAAUGCUGUGUACAUAGAUUCAGUGAUUAUGUGAUUGCUUGACCCAACUAUAACCAGAGGUUUGCAGGAUACUAACUAUUAUCGGGUAUGUUUUGUAUUCCUUUUUGUCUGGUAAAUACAUUUCAAUGUUUUAAAUGGUA
Messenger RNA from Oncorhynchus kisutch (coho salmon), 4120 nucleotides. RefSeq names its product peroxisome proliferator-activated receptor alpha-like. The transcript has 7 exons. Gene Ontology annotation, molecular function: DNA-binding transcription repressor activity, RNA polymerase II-specific; RNA polymerase II cis-regulatory region sequence-specific DNA binding; nuclear receptor activity. Gene Ontology annotation, cellular component: nucleus. The coding region runs from base 166 to 1605 and encodes 479 amino acids. NCBI's taxonomy places the organism in Eukaryota, Metazoa, Chordata, Actinopteri, Salmoniformes, Salmonidae. The record is from RefSeq and is a predicted model, not a curated record. Gene Ontology annotation, biological process: cell differentiation; negative regulation of transcription by RNA polymerase II; negative regulation of inflammatory response.